This is a messenger RNA of Lactuca virosa, 737 nucleotides long. Lineage: Eukaryota; Viridiplantae; Streptophyta; Magnoliopsida; Asterales; Asteraceae. The record is from the annotation of a GenBank genome assembly.
UGUGUGUUUUGCAUGCAUGUUCUUUUAAGGUUUGUAAAACACUAAAACUUGAGUUUGAGAAGAUGGACAUGGAGGAGGGAUUGGUGGUGAGAGGGAGGGUGGAAAUUGAUACACGAAAACCAUUCAAUUCAGUAAAAGAGGCUGUUUCUUUGUUUGGAGAAAAGGUUUUAGUCGGCGAGGUUUACGCCCACAAACUCAAAGAGAUGGAAAGUGUAGAAAGGGAAAACAACCAACAACGAACAAUAGUCGGACUUGGAGAAGUAAAACAAACCUUAGAAAAGGCAAAAGACGAGGCAAAUUUAAUGACUGAUUAUCUUACGUCGCUUAAACAACAACUUGAAGAGACAAAAUCAGAACUCGACCAAUUGAAGUCAACAAGAGGAUCCAAUCCAAAUUAUCAAACACCCAUUAACCCUGAAAUAGAAGAUAUCAAAUUCAUGGAAAACCCAAUACCAACUCCUAUGAAACCGUCGACAAAUGUCAAAAACGAACCACAUGAUGAUCAACAUUUGUUUGAAUCCAAACAAAACAAUUUGGUUAAGUUUGAUGAUUCUCCACCAACCAAAGUGAUUGUUGAAGUGCCAAAAAUGCAAGAGAUAAAUCCUUCCUCCUUCAAGACCAAGAAAGCAAAAAAGAAGACCCUAAUUCCAUUACUUAGUGGGAUUUUCUCCAAAAGAGGGUGAUCAAGAAGAAAGUUGUCAAAUUAAGAUUUUCCACCCAAGUUUGUUACUUCAACU